AUGCCGCACAUUCGUAGGCCAGAGGUUCGCGACGCAAUCUUUGAGCAUGGCUGGGAAACAUUGCUUAAAGAUGCUGCUCUGUGUGCUGAACUCAAGCAGCGCUGCGGCCUGUGCUAUCAGUGGGUCUGCGGUGUCAGGGGUAUCCGUAAACACAUCCGGGACAAGCAUGGAGAUGAAUUUACUCCACAUGAGAAGGAUCCGCUGAAGCAGGAAGCAGAACUCUGGGGGUCAUUGCUGCCGUCCCUCCCGGAGGGGGUGGCUGCACUGCAGGAGGCGGCAAAGGUUCUGGCAGACAGCAGCCAAAAGGACGGCAAAAGACGCCGAACGCAGGACGAAAGCUCAGCUUUGACGUCCCAGUCGGGGCAGGGCAGAGGCAAGGGCAAAGGCAAAGGCAAGGGCAAAGCGAAGAAGGAGGCGGCCAAGAUGAAUUUGGACGAGGCGGUUCAACUCAUGGCGGCGGUGACUCUUCAGCUUGUAGACCAGAGCAGCCGGAUCCAGCUAGACACGAGCUUUCUCCUCACAAUCAAGAACGAGGGCGGCCCGGAAAACCUCCUUCCUGUGAUGCACAAGGUCUGGGCACAGUGGAAGAAGAUCCAGGCCGAGGAGCCCGAGAAGCUCGAGCGGCCGCUUCGCUGCAGCAUGCUGAUUGCGCUCCUCAUGGAAAUGAAGGCCAGGGCAGAGAAGCUACUACAGGAUGCGGCGCAGCAGGAAAGGCUCAAGGGCUUGGAGUGGAUCGACUCGUUCCAAUCCAUGCGGGGCCUGACACCGGAGAUGAAGGGCUACUCAGUGGCCUUCGAGGUGGCGGUGGGACUUCGAUCGGAGGCGGAGCCUCUGCAUCGCAUUUUCAGCGAGUGGACGGACCUCCAGGUGAUACGGGGGAUCGAGAUCACAAUCGUCUUCUUCAUGCUCUUGCAUCCUUGGCAGGCCUGGGCACUGGUACAGGGGUCUGAUGCUCCAUGGGUUAGCCGAUGGCAAGCGGGUGCAUGGCUUGGCGAUCGCUUUGAAGUGGAGGAUGCAGGGGAUAACAUAAUCUUCAUGCCCAUCCCAGGUGGAUCGCGAAUGUGA
This is a messenger RNA of Symbiodinium necroappetens, 1065 nucleotides long. The record is from the annotation of a GenBank genome assembly. NCBI's taxonomy places the organism in Eukaryota, Dinophyceae, Suessiales, Symbiodiniaceae.